AUGGGAUUCGGGAUUGCCCCGCAGGAUAAUUAUAUUUUGAACAAAUCACCCGGAAUCGGCUAUAUAUCAACGAUCGAAUGGCCAUUAGUUUUAUCAUUGUUGGCUUCAUGGGUUUUAGUAUUUAUAUGUUUAAUUCGUGGUACUAAAAGUUUUAGCAAAGUAGUUUACUUUACCGUCAUAUUUCCAUACGUGAUUUUACUGAUUUUGGGUAUUCGCGGUUGGAUGUUACCUGGAGCAAGUAAAGGCAUAUUAUUUUAUAUAAGACCUGUGUUUAGCAAAUUACUCGAUGCUCGUGUAUGGAAUGAUGCAGCAAAUCAAAUUUUUUUUGUUUUAUCAGUUAGCUAUGGCGGUCUUAUCACGCUCUCAAGUUACAAUCGUUUCAAUCAAAAUACUCUGAGUAAUACAUUGAUUAUUACAAUCACCAAUGUUAUUACAUCCAUCUUUGCCGGCUUUGUUAUAUUUGCAUUCUUGGGCUAUCUGGCAUAUAUAACUGGCCAAGAAGUUACCAGUGUGGUAACGGAAGGUCCAGGAUUAGCAUUUGUUAUUUACUCAUUUGCUGUUACAACUCUACCAGGAGCUCCUCUAUGGUCUAUAUUAUUUUUUCUCAUGCUGAUAGCAUUGGGUACUAGUACGGUGUUAGUAUCGGUCGACACAAUAACAACAGUUUUCACCGAUCAAUUUAACUCAUUGAGACCGUAUAAAACAUUUCUUACAUUGAUUGCCUGUGUAAUUAUGUUUUUGCUGGGAUUGGUUUUAUGUACUGAUGCUGGCAUAUAUUGGCUUGAAUUACUGGAUAGAUUUAUUGGUUCUUGGACGGCACUGACCAUCGCUCUUCUUGAAUGUAUUUGUAUUGCCUAUGUUUAUGGAGGCAAUAAUUUUCGUUCUAAUAUACAAUCAAUGUUUGGAUCUAAUCAUUUUGCUGUUAAAACAUACAGAAUAUUUCAAUUUUGUUGGUUAUUUGCAACACCUGCACUACUUGCCGUUCGUAUUUUGUACUAUAAUUUGUACAAAUCUUUUUGUCCGUUUUGA
Messenger RNA from Didymodactylos carnosus, 1029 nucleotides. The record is from the annotation of a GenBank genome assembly. NCBI's taxonomy places the organism in Eukaryota, Metazoa, Rotifera, Eurotatoria, Philodinida, Philodinidae.